Molecule: messenger RNA, 1718 nt
Organism: Olea europaea var. sylvestris
Lineage: Eukaryota; Viridiplantae; Streptophyta; Magnoliopsida; Lamiales; Oleaceae
Product: acetylajmalan esterase-like
Exons: 5
Coding region: 409-1539 (376 amino acids)
Molecular function (GO): hydrolase activity, acting on ester bonds
Source: RefSeq, a predicted model, not a curated record
UUUUUUUGAAAAUAAUGUGGCUCAAACAAGCUCUAAUUUUGUCAUCUCCUGACCCCGUUGCUAAUCUUGAUCAUUAGAGGGGAAAAACAAAAAUAAAAAUAUUCAAAUGUAUUGCCCAUAUCCACACAGCUCGCCAAUCGUCAAAGACUCCAUAUUUGCUAGGCUUAUGGGUAAGAAAAGUUGAGGAAGGUGGUGGAUAAGAGGGAACGGUAGGGGCAUAGAGGGCAUGAGAGCAAGUAGAGAGGUGUUCCAAGUUAUUAUAUCUCGAGCAAGGUUGAUAUACAGUAACAAUAGUUAAAUCAUAAAUGGUCGAAAUAUUCAAUGCAGAGUUCCCAACAUCUAUAAAUAUGAACCACGCAUUAGGAAUUACACACUCAAAAUAAUUUAAGGAUUUUCUUUGUUCAGGCAAUGGCUAAUUUUCAUCUAACAAGAAGUUAUGUCUCUCUAUUUCCUAGUUUGAUUUUUCUUCUUUAUUUUCAAGUGAGCGAUGCCCAAAAAUUUGGUCCCAAAUCCUCCUACUUUGAUAAAAUAUAUCAGCUUGGCGCUUCAAAAGCCGAUACUGGAAAUCUAAUUCGUGAAAGUCCAUCAAGAUCUUUGUGUUCAAGUUUUCCUUAUGGUCAAAAUUUCUUUAGGGGUGCAACUGGUCGAUGCUCAAAUGGUCUCCUUAUCAUUGACUACACUGCAUUAUCAGCUGGUCUUCCAUUCCUGAAUCCUUAUAAGGAAAUCGGAGCAGACUUCUCAAAUGGCAUAAACUUUGCAGUAGCAGGCGCAACUGCUUUACCAGUCGAAACCUUAGCAGCUAUGAAUAUUAGAUCGCCAUUUACUCCAAGUUCUCUUAGUGUACAAUUGGAUUGGAUGGCUUCUUUUUUCAAUUCCACAUGCCACAGUAACAAAGAUUGUGCAGAGAAGAAUGCAAAUGCUCUCUUCAUGGUUGGAGAAAUCGGAUCUAAUGACUAUAACUAUGCAUUAUUCCAAGGAAAAUCUAUUCAAGAGGCUAAACAAAUGGUACCACAAGUUGUUGGCGUGAUUGCAAUUGCUGUUAAGAAAGCAAUCCAGUUUGGAGCUACUCGAGUAAUAGUACCUGGUAAUUUCCCUGUUGGCUGUUUUCCGCUAUAUCUUACUGGGUUUCAGACCAAUGAUUCAACAGCUUAUGACGAAGAAUUUCAUUGCCUAAAAGACAUAAAUAACUUGAUGAUUUAUCAUAAUGAGCAACUGCAACAAGCCACUAAUGAAUUGAAGGCACAAAACCCAAAUACCACAAUUAUCUAUGCCGAUUACUACAAUGCCUACCUUUGGAUUCUAUCUAAAGCGCGAUUAUUAGACUUUGAUAUCAAUGCUGUACGAAAAGCUUGUUGUGGAAUCGGAGGUGCUUACAAUUUUGAUAUGAACAGGUUUUGUAGUAUGCCCGGAGUACCAGUCUGUUCCAAUCCGUAUAGAUACAUAAGUUGGGACGGAAUUCAUGUGACUCAACACGCGAAUGAAUUGAUCUUCAAAUGGUUGAUGCAAAACACCUUUACAAAAUUGCCACUCCAUUUUUAGAAGGCUUGCAAAUUGAACCCAUUGCAAGCAAUAAACCAAACAAUAUGUAUAUGCAUCUAUAUGCUUGGCUUGUACUUGCAUACAUGUGAUCACCGAAAAAUAAAUGAAGACCUUGAUAAUUGAUAAGAACUUUUGGAGAUCUUAUAACAUCGCCAUACAACUAAUUUCAUUUAAUUCCA